AGCCACUUGCAUAUCGUUUCCUCACAGCUAUCGUCAUCCCCAAUCCCAAUUUCAAUUCCUUCGUCCUCUCGAUAAAAUCGCUUCAGAUAUGGAUUGAUUAUCCUCCGGAUGACUGCGGCACCUUCUUUAAUGGCGUGUUCUUCUCCAUAUUGCGUCAAAAUCGAUACAUUACUCAGUAGCAGCAGCAGCGAAUUCAAUCCAAUUUCAGUUGCGUCUUCCUUUCGCGCUUGCCGUUUUCGCCGCUGUCUCUCUACAAACCUAAUUUCAUGCCGACCUUCUGCGAAGCUUAAAUUGAACUUCUUUGAUUCGUCGAAAGGGAGAGGGUUUUUGCGAAUUCAAAAUGGUGGAUUUGGAAUUCAUUACAACUCAUCCAAGAUUUUCACUCAGACUUUAGUGGCCAGAGCCGACGCCAACCAGACUGAAGACGAGGAACCCGUUGAGGUUAAUGAAGACCACACAAACGUUCCGGAGUUACUCCAACAACAGAAAUCAAGUCAAUUAGCAAAACGAGUCAUCUUCGGAAUCGGAAUCGGUGUUUCCGCCGGUGGAAUCGUACUAGCAGGAGGAUGGGUAUUCUCCAUAGCCUUAGCUGCUGCUGUUUUCGCUGGUUCAAGAGAAUACUUUGAACUUGUCAGAAGCCAUGGAAUUGCUUCCGGAAUGACUCCUCCACCUCGUUAUGUCUCCCGAGUUUGCUCAGUCAUCUGUGCUCUCCUUCCCUUAUUCACUCUAUACAAGGGUCAAAUUGAUGUUUCUGUGACAUCAGCAGCCUUUAUUGUUGCUAUGGCACUGCUCUUACAAAGAGGAAAUCCUCGUUUUUCUCAACUUAGUAGUACAAUGUUUGGGUUGUUUUAUUGUGGAUAUCUUCCGUCUUUUUGGGUCAAACUUAGAUGUCGUUUGACUGCACCUGCGUUAAAUUCUGGAGUGGGAGCUACAUGGCCUAUACUUUUAGGUGGUCAGGCUCAUUGGACUGUUGGUCUUGUGGCCACAUUGAUAUCUAUCAGCAGUGUAAUUGCAGCAGAUACAUUUGCUUUUGCUGGUGGAAAGGCAUUUGGUCGGACCCCACUUACGAGUAUCAGUCCGAAGAAAACAUGGGAAGGAGCUCUUGCAGGUUUAACAGGUUGCAUAGCCACUUGUGUGUUGUUAUCAAAGAUUCUUUCUUGGCCUACUUCUACACUCGGUGCAAUUGGGUUCGGUUUCCUCAACUUCUUUGGAUCUCUCUUUGGUGACCUCCUUGAGUCCAUGAUCAAGAGAGAUGCUGGUGUCAAAGAUUCAGGCUCCCUCAUUCCCGGCCAUGGUGGAAUACUUGACAGGGUGGAUAGUUACGUUUUUACGGGUGCAUUAGCGUAUGCUUUUGUUCGCAACUUACUCCCGCUUUAUGGAGUUUAAUAUUUUUUUACAGAGUUUAAGGUUAAUGUUUAGAUAGAUAGUAUGGACUUUGUAUUCCAAGUGAUAAUAAUUUAUAAUAAUUCA
Messenger RNA from Lactuca virosa, 1470 nucleotides. The record is from the annotation of a GenBank genome assembly. Lineage: Eukaryota; Viridiplantae; Streptophyta; Magnoliopsida; Asterales; Asteraceae.